UGCAAGAUGAACUUCUUCCAACGCCCUCUGUGGCACUCUUUUAUUUGCCCAAGCUGCAUUCAACGCCUACUCAGUCGAAGUCUUUGGCACACUCGUGGCAAGGCUCUUAUAAAGGCCCAAGAUGGUUUUCGCUCCCUGUUUAUCAAAUCCGCCUCCUUCCGUCCCUCUCUAAGAGGUUCGAACCUCACCAUCGCCCAAGCACGAUGCUCUCGGAAUAACAGAUAUAGUACGAGCCCCUCGAAGAAACCCCUCCGAAUCGCUGUAAUAGGCUCCGGUCCAGCAGGAUUCUAUACCGCGUACCGAUUGAUGAAAAAAAUUCCAGAUGCAGUGGUGGACAUGUACGAACAAUUCCCAGUGCCAUACGGGCUAGUGCGUUUCGGAGUUGCACCUGAUCACCCUGAAGUAAAAAAUUGCCAGGGCAAAUUCGAGGAGGUGGCUGAGUCUGCACGCUUCAACUACAUUGGAAACGUUCGUGUAGGCUAUGACGUUGAGCUGGUGAAGAUGAAACCCCAUUAUGAUGCAAUACUCUUCUCAUAUGGAGCUUCUGAGGAUAGGAAAUUGGGCAUCCCUGGAGAAGAUUUGCCGGGGGUUUUAUCAGCGAGAGCAUUCGUGGGUUGGUAUAAUGGUCUUCCACAGUUCCAGGAUCUCACACCAGAACUCGAAGCUGGGGACCAAGCAGUCAUUAUAGGUCAAGGAAAUGUCGCACUAGACGUUGCCCGGAUUCUCUUGACACCAGUAGAUGAAUUGCGAAAAACAGAUAUUACAGAGCAAGCAUUGGAGUUCUUAUCUCGGAGUAAAGCUCGAUCUGUGAAGCUCGUUGGGAGACGUGGGCCGCUACAGGCAGCAUUCACUGUCAAGGAAGUCCGGGAACUGAUGAACAUUCCGUCCGUGGCAUUCGAGUCCAUCGACACGUCUCUAUUCCCACACGACACCAAUAAGCUCCCUCGUGUUCAAAAGCGGAUAGCCCAAGUGCUAAAUAAAGGAUCUGCAAGUCCCCUCUCGUCUUCACCCAAGUCGUGGGGUCUCUCGUUUCUCCUCGCUCCAAAAUCCAUGAACACCUCUACAGACUCCAAACGUAUUUCUUCCGUAGAUUUCACUAACCAGGCCUUCGCCCUGAACACCGACCCUUUCUCCAAAACUGCCUCUGUAGUUCCCACAGGUGAAAUAACUACCAUUCCGGCAUCCUUAGCAUUUAGAUCCGUUGGUUAUAAAUCUGCUGCCCUUCCAGGGCUGUCAGACAUUGGAGCGCCCUUCGAUGCAAAGCUAGGCAUAAUUCUCAAUGACCCCUAUGGCCGCGUGAUGACCCCGUCCGGUGGACCCGGAAACCUUGCGGCUAGGCACAUUCCUGGCCUUUAUUGUGCUGGCUGGGUCAAGCGAGGUCCGACUGGCGUCAUUGCUAGUACAAUGGACGAUGCUUUUAUAUCGGCCGAUAUUAUAGCUCGGGACUGGGAACAGCGAGUUCCUUUUUUGAACGUUGAGAAAGGUCAAAAUACGAGUACGGGCCUGGGGUGGGACGGAGUAAAAGGCUCUCUUAUUGGGAGUGGAGUUCGUCCCUUGGAUUGGAAUGACUGGAAGAAGAUCGAUGCUGCUGAAAAGGAGCGAGGCCGGAUGAUUGGGAAAGAGAGGGAGAAAUUCGGUACUGUAGCAGAGAUGCUGAAUGUCUUGGAUAGGUGAGGGGAUAAUGAUCUGAAUCCUCUAUUCAUUCCUAGUAACGGGGAAAACUUCGAGAUAUGAAUCAUCCUUGUAUAGCAGGUAGUUUAAUAACCUAAUGUGCACCUAAGCAGUUUCCUUUCCCG
Messenger RNA from Lindgomyces ingoldianus, 1796 nucleotides. RefSeq names its product NADPH:adrenodoxin oxidoreductase mitochondrial precursor. Bases 7 to 1674 code for a protein of 555 amino acids. The transcript is spliced from 2 exons. Gene Ontology annotation, biological process: ubiquinone biosynthetic process. The record is from RefSeq and is a predicted model, not a curated record. Lineage: Eukaryota; Fungi; Ascomycota; Dothideomycetes; Pleosporales; Lindgomycetaceae. Gene Ontology annotation, cellular component: mitochondrion.